CUACUGUGUUCGAUUCCACUAAUAAAGGGACCCUUCGGCCUAAUGAGGAUCCACUGCAAAAGCAGGGGAGUGCUUUUAAGCCUAUGCAAUUACCCCAAUUCGGCUGGGAAAUCACCUUACCUGAAGAUGUCUCUCCAGAUGAUCCUAUUACUUUAUUUACUAUGUAUUAUACCCCUGAAAUCAUCGAUUUAAUAGUCAAGAAGACAAACGAUUAUAUACGAAAACCUCAAGACGAAUCCUGCCCUUAUAUACAAGCAAACGAAUAGUAUCUAACAUAUCAUAGAGAGAUUUAUAUCUACCUUACAAUUCGGAU
Hyaloscypha bicolor E is the source of this 313-nucleotide messenger RNA. RefSeq lists its product as uncharacterized. The transcript has a single exon. The record is from RefSeq and is a predicted model, not a curated record. NCBI's taxonomy places the organism in Eukaryota, Fungi, Ascomycota, Leotiomycetes, Helotiales, Hyaloscyphaceae. The coding region runs from base 84 to 266 and encodes 60 amino acids.